AUUCCACAAAUGAAAUGUCGGACACAGUGAUUUCAUUAAUUAGUCAUUCUAUCACUACAGUAUUCUAUCUCGUUCCACUAAUAAUCGCGUUAAUUAUACCAUUCAGCCUUUAUUCUGGAUUCCGAAGAAAAUCAAAAACCGUUGCAUUUUUCCAUCCAUAUUGCAAUGCCGGUGGAGGUGGUGAACGAGUUUUGUGGGCAGCGAUUCGUACGAUGCAGAAAAAGUUCCCGGAUCACAAGUAUUUUGUAUAUUCCGGAGACACUGACGCCACCAAGGAGCAAAUUCUAUUGAAGGCUCGACAAAGAUUCGGAAUUGAACUGGAUCCUUCCAAUAUUCAAUUCAUUUAUUUACAUUGGCGUACUCUAGUGGAAGCUCGUCACUACAAGCACUGCACAAUGCUUUUUCAAGCACUUGCCGGUCUCAUUCUCGCACUAGAAGCCUGGUUUCGAAUGGUACCAGCAGUAUUUAUCGAUUCAAUGGGAUAUCCACUAUCACUACCAGCAUUUCGUCUUUCUGGAUCAAAAGUUGUCGCAUAUGUUCAUUAUCCGACAAUUUCAUGUGAUAUGCUCGAUGUUGUAGAGUCAAGACAAGAAACAUUCAACAACUCAAGCACAAUUGCUCAAAGCAACGUUUUGUCUUGGGGAAAGUUGACCUACUACCGUUUGUUCGCCUGCCUUUACUGGUUAGCUGGAAAAGCUGCUCACGUGGGGAUGGUCAAUGGAAGUUGGACUCAACGACAUAUCACUUCGAUUUGGUCUCGACGAGAUGUGAGUAUUGUAUAUCCGCCAUGUGAUGUUGAAGCAUUUUUGAAUAUCGAAUCAGUUGCCGAGAGCUUAUUGGAGGACACAAAAACCGUCCGUCUUCUAUCUGUAGGACAAAUUCGCCCAGAAAAGAAUCACAAACUUCAACUGGAAGUACUACAUGAUGUUAAAGAACCAUUAGAGAAAAUGGGAUACAAUGUCGAGCUGUGUAUUGCAGGUGGAUGUAGAAAUGAAGAAGAUCAGGAAAGAGUUAAAAUGUUGAAAAAUGAGGCUGAAAAGUUGGAUAUUUCGGAGCAAUUAAUUUGGCAAUUGAAUGUUCCGUAUGAAGAUUUAGUGGUUGAAUUAUCGAAAGCUCUUAUUUCAAUUCACACAAUGCACAAUGAGCACUUUGGAAUCUCAGUUGUCGAGGCAAUGGCUGCUUCAACAAUAAUUCUUUCAAAUGAUUCUGGUGGUCCACGAAUGGAUAUUGUUAAAGAUUAUGAAGGACAUUGUGUAGGAUAUUUGUCAAUUACAAAAGAAGAAUAUGUGGAAACAAUUUUGAAAAUUGUUGAAGAAGGACUCAAAAAGCGGAAUGACACUAGAAAGUACGCCAGAAAAUCGUUGACAAGGUUUGGAGAAGCUGCUUUUGAGACUCACUGGAACAAAGAAAUCGAAAAAGUGCUGUGAACAUUUUCAGUUUCAAAUUAAUCAUAUUUUCUCCCGUUUUCUUUAUUUUCUUUAUGGGUUUUUGCUUUAUAGUCAGGUUAAAUUCUUCUCCAAUGAAACUUUCCUAUGGA
This is a messenger RNA of Caenorhabditis elegans, 1537 nucleotides long. It is a transcript of the gene algn-11, whose product is annotated as GDP-Man:Man(3)GlcNAc(2)-PP-Dol alpha-1,2-mannosyltransferase. Lineage: Eukaryota; Metazoa; Nematoda; Chromadorea; Rhabditida; Rhabditidae. Gene Ontology annotation, molecular function: GDP-Man:Man(3)GlcNAc(2)-PP-Dol alpha-1,2-mannosyltransferase activity; glycosyltransferase activity. The transcript is spliced from 9 exons. Gene Ontology annotation, cellular component: endoplasmic reticulum membrane. Bases 15 to 1427 code for a protein of 470 amino acids. The record is from RefSeq and is marked reviewed.